AUGGGCUGGUUUGAUGGAAAAUCUUCAUCCUCGUCUUCCCAUCACUCUCAUUCCCGCCGACGUUCUUCCCCCUCACGACGUUCCACUUAUUCAACUCAUCAUCCUCGUCACUCUGCUCCCUCGAUUUUCAGUCUGAACGGCGGUGGUAGUCGUGUCGGACGCACCAGCCCGUCCGUGCUCUCUUCGUCCUCAUCGCGGCGCGCACGGCCCCGAACAGGCUUCGUACAGAAGGUGGUUCGCGCCAUCAAACGCUUGCUCCGCGACAUUUACGACUAUGCGCGUCGGAACCCGGUGAAGGUUCUCAUGCUGGUUGUCAUACCGCUCCUCACGAGUGGUGUCCUGCAGAAAUUGCUCGCCAUGAUCGGAAUCCGACUGCCAAAGGGGCUUUUUGGCGGGAACUCAUCGAAGCCCAGUGGCAACAGCAUGUCAGACAAUAUCAAGGGCCUCAUGAACAUUGCGAAAAUGCUGAUGUAA
Molecule: messenger RNA, 474 nt
Organism: Aspergillus luchuensis
Lineage: Eukaryota; Fungi; Ascomycota; Eurotiomycetes; Eurotiales; Aspergillaceae
Exons: 1
Coding region: 1-474 (157 amino acids)
Source: RefSeq, a predicted model, not a curated record